This is a messenger RNA of Halichondria panicea, 4309 nucleotides long. Its product is annotated as vacuolar protein sorting-associated protein 8 homolog. The record is from RefSeq and is a predicted model, not a curated record. The transcript is spliced from 47 exons. Gene Ontology annotation, biological process: protein targeting to vacuole; endosomal vesicle fusion. Lineage: Eukaryota; Metazoa; Porifera; Demospongiae; Suberitida; Halichondriidae. Bases 42 to 4184 code for a protein of 1380 amino acids. Gene Ontology annotation, cellular component: late endosome; HOPS complex. Gene Ontology annotation, molecular function: protein binding.
AGGAGCUAGUAGCUCGUUGAUGUACGUGAGAGAGAAACCUGAUGGCAACCAUUGUAUCAAAGAGCAGGGUGGAGGCCCAGUCCAUGGAUCAGUUGAGCUCCCUCUCUCAGAUAUCGGCCAAUCUGAAUGCAGCACACCAGCUGCACUCUAUCCUGGACAAGGAUGCAGAGGCAAAGCUGAGUUUUGAGGACGAUAUCCCAGUCCUGGACCAGCAGCCAGAUCUCAACGACAUCCUGAAUGAGGAUAUGAGCUCCGCCCCCACCCUGGACGAGCUAGGCAUCUCUGAACUGGUGGAGGGGGAACAAGACAGCCUCACCGCAAGCUUCCAGCCUCAGGAACAGAUUACCCAGGUGGCCUCUAGCUCUGACAGCAUGGAGGGUGCCAUACUGAGGCAGACUGUGCUGAAAGGGAUAGCCAACCAGCUGUCUCAAGCCACGACUCACAGUGAAGCUGGCCUCCCCACCACCCUGGCUGCGAAUGGCAAGUACUACGCUGUGGGUACCUCUCAUGGACUAGUUCUCGUGUUUGACUCUCAGGAACAGCUCAAGUGUGUGUUGAGUCCAUACACUAGAGGAGCCAAUGUGGACAUGGGUGCGUUUGGGGCGGUGUCAACGCUGGACCUCAGCGCUGAUGGUACCAGGAUGUUAGUCGGACACUCAAAGGGACUGAUCACACACUGGGACGUGACCACAAACAAGUGUCUGCGGUUCAUGGAAGACCUCCACCCUCCUGGGUUCGGGGUACUCAACGUGAAGUUCACUGAUGAUCCGAACUUGGUGCUCUUCAGCAACACAGGUGGUAACAUCUUCAUGAUUAAAUUCAAACGUGCAUUAGUGAGGUCAUGGGUCGCUGAGUGCAUCUUCUCAGGAUGUCACGGUGAGGCCUUGACCUUUGAACCCCUUCUCCUGGAAAAUCGAGAGGAGUCUCCUUUGAGAGACUGUUCUAUUGCUGCCAUAGCAACAGUGACCCAGGUUCUUAUUCUCUCUCUAGCCCCGGAGCUGAAAGGCCUCAUCUCUUUACCUCUGAGAGGCAAGCCGCAUUGCCUGCCACAGCUGGCCUGGCAUCAUGUGGUCAUAGAGCAUCGUUCCUCCACAACCAAGAAGAAGUACACCACCGUUGACCCUGUCCUUGCUGCUGCAAAAGGGAACAAGAUAAACUACAUUCAGUACUUCAACAGCAAAACUGGACCAAACUUUCGACUACUUAGGAAACUCGAAGUCAGUUUUGAGAUUGCUAGUUUCAGGUGGAUUAAUGCGUACACUGUGGUUGCCAUGGAUACAACAGAGAGAAUCCACCUGCUCAGCGUGAAGACAGACAGUGAGAUUGAGGUGCUGGAUCUGAAACAGGUGGAGUUGGUGUACAGCUCGAGCUUUUUCAAGUCCAUAGAGACAGGUGGCAAUGUCAGCCGAGCACUGAUGGUGGCCAGUGAGCACGCCUGCUACUCCUCCGUGCUGAGCUACCAGAGCAAACUACUCUUACUGGGGCUCAAGGCAGUACACGUUGUCACUAUCAAGACAUGGAAAGAGCGUCUUGGUCGCCUAGUGAGGGAGGGUCGGUUUGUGGAGGCCCUGCAGCUGGGGCUAGAGUUGUACGAGGGAAAGGCACAUGCUGUUGUUGGGCUUUCCGGUAGUCCUAAAAAAAAGAGGGAGCAAGUAGCAGAGCAGGUGAUUGAUAUCCUCCAGGCGUACAUGGACAUUGGGGUCAUGAUGCAGAAACCCAGCUCCUCUAACGAGAGACAGCUGCGACUCCACUACAAGACCUUGGUGCAGUGGGCAUUCGAUGCUUGUCUAAGAAUCAACAGGAGUGACUUACUGUUUGGUGGUAUCUACGACACGUUUAGUAGCGAGGACAAUCUGAGCAAGGCUGUGUUUCUGGAGCAGUUAUCUCGCUAUAUCAAAGACGACAAGAUACGCUCAGUCAGAACGGUCGUUUCCAAGGAUUUCAUUGAGCACUACUCUCAGCGCGGGGAAUACGAGCUGUUGGAGACAUGCAUCUUGCAGCUGAACCCACAGUGCCUGGACAUUCACCAGGUGAUUGAGAUGUGUUGGUCCCAGCAGCUGUUUGACGCCAUGAUCCACGUCUAUAAUGCCGGGCUGGAUGACUACAGUACACCACUGAUAGAGCUCCUGCUUCAGUUAAGAGCCGCUCUCAAGAAAGGCAAACCCCUAACAGAUGGCUACCUCAAGAUUGGCUACAAGCUACUGGUAUACAUCAGGUGCACUCUGGCUGGACUGGCCUACCCCAAGGGAACCAUCUCACCUGACAAUGUACUCAGAGCCAAGCAAGCAGUACUAGAGAUUCUCCUGAACUCCUCCAACGUGCACAACCCUACCGACAAGGCCAGCUACCCUCACAUCAGAACACUGCUCAACUUUGACACGCGAGAGUUCCUCAACGUCAUUGCUCUUGCUUUUGAAGAGCAGGAUUUCGACAGCACAGACUCGGAAGCUCUGGGUAUCCCCAGUAGACAGGCAGUGGUGGACAUACUGCUCAUUGUGAUGGUGCACGACAAACACAGCACCUUUUCACCGUCGCAGGUGGGGUCCUUGUUUACUUUCCUGGCUCGGCAGGGUGCAAAGUACAGAGCUGGUAUUCGAGUGGACGAACACGUCUAUGAUCAGGUGCUCAACUACAUCACUCAUGCUGACGAAGACCUCGUUAAUGAGGAGAGAGAACAGGCACUGCUGGAGCUAUGGAAUGCUGGGGUCCUCAAGAAGUUUGACGAGGAGAAGCUUCUAGUGAAAGCUGAGAGUGCAAGAUUCUAUCGUUUGUGUGAGCUACUGUACGAGAAGAAGCGACAGUUUGGGAAAGUGCUCUCUUGUUAUCUUAGAGACAAGCAUCGAAUACAACAAUCGUUUGCCUACAUUCACGCUGUGAUGAACGAGGACCAGUACACAGAACCAGACAGAGAGGAACUCACUCGAGCGGUACUAGCGAGUAUCCAUCUGCUCGUAGACACGGACGUACGAGGAACUGCACGUCUUGUUCUCCUCGACUUUCCACUGGAGUUGGCCGAGGUCUCCUACAAGCUACAACCUGAUGCAGCCAUGCAAUUCAACUUCUUACAGGGGAUUUUUGACCCUAAGUCUCAGUCGAAGCAAGAGAUAGCCCCUCCCUCUCACGUGGUGGAGCGUUACCUGGAGCUGCUCUGUCGCUACCAGCCUGAGGCCGUCUACACAUUCCUCAAGGCCAACGACAACUACAGACUGGAGGAGGCACUCGAGGUGUGCUCUAAAGCUCGUAUCCUAGACGCCACCUCGUAUCUCUUGGAGAGAAGUGGCGACAUCAUGGGAGCUUUCAAACUCAUCCUAGAGACAUUCUCCACGGAGCUUGAAUCCACGAGCACGGCGCUCUGCUUUGAGGAGGAGAUGGACGGAGAGAUGACACGACGACUGGACAGGGUGGAGGGUAUACUGGCCGCACUCCUCCAGUUCUGUCAGAGGAACUCCACCAAGCUCGAGGAGAGGGCGGGGCAGGUUAUGUGGUUCCCCACUUUCGAUAAGAUACGAAACCUCCAGAAAACUUACGAGCAGUCGCCCAAUCACAAGCUGAACGAGAUGUACAAGUCGAUGAUCAGCAACCUCUUGAACAGCAUGCUGGGCCACAUUGACCUCAGGGACAUACUACAGAAGAUCAUGGAGGAUGGGAGCUUCCAGUUCAAGGACAUCAAGCAGCUUGUUAUGGGAAUGUUGGACAGCUACAACUACGAAGAGACUCUCCUGAAGACUACUAACCACAUCCUAAUCCACGAUGUACGAGGCUCAAUGUCAAACCUUCGGACUCUCGUACAGAGGGGAGUUUCCCCUCACACACGACUGUGUGUCAUUUGCACGAGGAGCGCAGAGUCACUUGCUGAUGGCACCAAAGACGAUGUCAUCGUGUUUAGUUGUGGGCACCUGUAUCAUGCCUCCUGCAUUGGCAUCACUGACCACGGAGGGCAAAGUUCAAACAUGUCCUGUGUAGUGUGUAACAAGACCUCCACCCCACACCUCACGUCAGCCAGGACCCAGCUACAGGGCUCUGGGAGCUCAAGUUCAGGCGGACACAAGAAAAUUAGAGAAGAGAUUGUGUUGGAACCAGCUCAGCAAGCAAAUCUCAAACACUUCCGAGCAUCGUAUCAUGGCAGACCUGAGACGGAAGCAGCUGUGAGUCUGAGGCUUGCUCCCCCAAAACUAUCAGAUUAAUUAGUCACGGACAACUGAAUAGCAUCGAUUUGUGUCUCUUUUAUUAUAGCUAUUGUCUGUUGAAUUUUACCCUGUUUUUCGCUUUUGAAAGUCAUGAUCUUUUAUCAACCAUUUGCGGCUUGUAA